Zootermopsis nevadensis is the source of this 9318-nucleotide messenger RNA. It is a transcript of the gene CycT, whose product is annotated as Cyclin T. Gene Ontology annotation, molecular function: cyclin-dependent protein serine/threonine kinase regulator activity. Gene Ontology annotation, biological process: regulation of transcription by RNA polymerase II. NCBI's taxonomy places the organism in Eukaryota, Metazoa, Arthropoda, Insecta, Blattodea, Termopsidae. The record is from RefSeq and is a predicted model, not a curated record.
UCCUGAACCAUAGACUUAAACUACUGUGAAUGUUCUAACGGAGAGAGUAUAAAUGGCGGCGGACGAGAAGUGGUAUUUUACUAAAGAUCAACUUGCAAAUACACCAAGCAGAAAAUGCGGAUACGAAACAGAUAAGGAGUUAUCAUAUAGACAACAAGCUGCGAAUUUUAUACAAGACAUGGGACAGAGAUUACAAGUUACACAACUGUGUAUUAACACAGCAAUAGUGUAUAUGCAUCGUUUCUACGUGUUCCACUCUUUCACCCAAUUCCACCGAAACGCGAUGGCUGCUGCGGCCCUCUUCCUAGCUGCUAAAGUAGAAGAGCAACCAAGGAAGUUGGAACAUGUCAUUAAGGUGGCACAUAUGUGUCUCAACAGAGACCAGCCUCCACUCGACACAAAAUCAGAGAAAUACCUGGAGCAAGCACAGGACCUGGUGUUCAACGAGAAUGUGUUGCUACAGACGUUGGGCUUUGAUGUGGCGAUUGACCAUCCACACACACAUGUUGUACGCUGUUGCCAUCUAGUUAGAGCCAGCAAGGAUUUAGCACAGACAUCAUACUUCAUGGCAUCAAACAGCCUACAUCUGACGACCAUGUGUCUUCAGUAUAAGCCAACGGUUGUUGCAUGUUUCUGCAUACAUCUCGCUUGCAAAUGGUCCAAUUGGGAGAUCCCACAGUCAAAUGAAGGAAAGGACUGGUUUUGGUAUGUGGACAAGACAGUAAGCCUGGAACAGCUUGAGCUUCUGACUGCCGAAUUUCUUGUCAUCUUCGACAAAUGUCCUACAAAGCUGAAGCGCAAGAUCAUGAGCAUCAGUGCUACACAAAACCCCACUCUUCCCCCUGCUGUCUCUGGCAGUCUGUUUGAUAUGGAGCCUCGUAAAAUUCGUCCACCAGAUGGUUGUCAGGAUGGGCUAACAUUUCACACUGGAGUUCUUGAAGGUAUUGGUCGCCCUCCUCCACAUCACUCUUCACACAUGCCAGGUGAUGCCUCAUCAAAACCUCCUGCUGAUAGUGAAACUUUGAAGAAGCCACACCAGACCUCGUCAUGUCUGCCUGGGGGCUCAGGACCAUCACAACAAUCUGUUCAGGCACCACCACGUGUUGACUAUCGUGACUACAAAGAAAAGAAGGAGCGGGAGCGAUUAGCACAGCAAACAGGAGUGUCCAGGGAAGGACAUCAUGGUGGUGCAACUCAUGUUAGUAAGAGUGCUCCAGGAAGUGCCAGCAAGCAUGGUUCUGUACCUCCUGGGAGUUCAGGAAUAAUAGGCAAGCCUGGACAACCUCACUGGGAACACAAGCACCCUCCCCCAAUAGGCCCUGGCCUAAUGCGAGUCACCCAGGCUCGCGAUGCCAUCCGUCGGGAGCAGUCAUAUUCCCGUGAGGCUGUUAAAAGGGAAAAUAGUAACCAGCGUAUUGGAGAACACAUAUUUGCUCCUCCUGUCCGACACCAUGAGCCUAAAGAACCUUUGUUACCAGCACAAGGUGAACAUGUUUCAUCCCAGCACCAUGGGCUGCCAUUGGACUCUGCUCUUUCUGUGGUAAAUCAUCUAGGUAGUGGACUGAAUAGUGGCAUUAAUUGUAGUAUUAGUUCUAGGAAGGAUAAUCAGGGCCUUGAGUGGACAAGUGAGAAAGCGAGUGACUUGGACAGCAGACAUGUUAUCGACAAAUCAAAUGUACCAGGUGGCAUGAAGAGUACAGAAAACAGACAUUUGGUCCCUCUUCAUGUAGAUUCUAGUUUAAAACGAAGCCAGCAACAAGGAUUCGAAUCCUCAAGCAGGCAUUGUCACCGGGGAAGUGCAACAAAUGGUAGUGAUGCUCGUACUGUGAAGGAAGAUGUGCCCUCGAAAAUGCCAUCAGACUCUAGUGAUUCUCAAAGACAUUUGUACAAUCAUAACAGGCAUAAUACUGGUAGUGAUAGGCUCGACCAUGGUCGCCAUCGCAAGUCUGGUGCCAGUGAACAGUUUACCUCAAGGCCACCUCAGUCUUCUGUGGAAGGUAUUGUUGAACGGAAGCAAAAUAUUUCAGAAAUGGGCGAGUGGAAGCCGAAUGUUGUGGAUCGCAGGCCAAAUGCAGUUGAUGUGGUGAAUUGCAAGCCAGUUGUUACUGACUUGGUGGAUCGAAAAUCUAAUGUCUUAGAUCAGUCAGGUUCAAAGCAAAAUACAGCUGAACUUUAUUCUUCAGUUGUUGAAAAUAGGCAUGAAUCUUCUAACAGGAAACCUGGAGUUUCUGAUGCUAAACACCAGGUAGUUCAGCCAUACCAGAAUACAAAGCGGGAUUCCAAGCCGGAUAUAAAUGCUGUGAAAAAAGACAAUUACAUAGACUUUGGUAGCAGGGUAGGAGCCUCAUCAGCACGACCACCACCAACACCACUACCACCACACCCACUUCCUCUUCCAUCACCACAACAGCAGCCAACUCAACCAGCAUUAGCACAACCACCACUGCUGCCAAAUGCUGCAACAUUACCCUCCCAUCACCAUUCUCAAGAGAGGCACAAGUCUCGACCUAAAUCUCCCUCUCAAGUCCAUGAGAAACCUCCAUCUCUCCAUCACCAACAUUCUCGGUCUGCUGUUCCUCCUCGGGCAAAAUCUCCCAUCUCUGCUACCAUUUCUGUGCCAUCAAAUGUUUGCAAGAGGUCAGAAUCCCCACAUCAUGCAAGAACCAAGCCUACCACAGUGACCGUUCUAAAUACAUCAAUUCCUCGAAGCAGCAUCACAGUUACUGAAGUGAAAUCAGUAGCGGAGGCAAAAAGCAAGUGGCCUGAAGUGCAUGUAGCAAAGCCAGUGGUGGCAGCGGACCAGACAUCGGAGACAGUCAAAUCGGAGGCAGAGAUGUUACUGCAGACUUCUUUAAAGGUUUUCAGUGGAAGUCAGAAAGGUGGAACUGUUGCAUCUUUGCCCAUCACACCUGACAAAGCUGGAACCACUGCCCUUCGGGAAUUAUCCCAUCCACGAUCCAGCAAGUCCAGGCAACGUACUCCCCCUUCAUCUGGAAGUAAGAAGAUUCCUGCUCCACUGCCUGAAAUUCCAUCAACACCUCUCUCCCCAUUUGGCUCUCCACCCACUCCAACUCCUACCACACCUGGCAGUGCAAGCAAAUUACAAGGAUCUCUCAAGGCUACCAAACGGCACCGAACAAGCAGCUCAAGCUCAGAACCUGAGCUUGUUCCUGUAGUAAAGAAGUUGGAUGAGAUAGCUGGCUAUGAGAAUAUAAUUCGUGACUCAAAAAUGGGCAUCAGAUUGCCCAAUAGAGUCCCAGAUAUUAUUCCACCAAUACGAGAUCGCAGCAAGAAAGAUGAGACUGUUGUUGCUGCUUCUGCUAUUGGCAGUAGUCAUAACAGCAAUAAUAGUGUAAUGUCUUCAGUUGGCAAGGAAUUGAAAACUCCAGAUCUUAUACGACCUUUUGCCACACAGAUGUCAGAUGCAUUGUCACAGACAGCCAGAUCAGCAGGUUUUCCAGAUGAUCUUGGCGCAGUGGCAUUUCCAGAUUCAGACUCAACAAAUGACUCAUUUGUCCGAUCUAAAAUACCACCCCCUCCUAUAGCUUCUGAAGAGGCACUUAGCAGUGCCAACAUACAGACUGUGGGAAUUAUUGACAUCUCCACAAUGGAGGAACACAUCCAGCCACUGGAGAAUGUUGUACCUACUGCCUGCAGCUCUCUUUCCAUGCCAGAGCACCACCAUAAAAGUGAGAAGAAGAAGAGAAAGAAAGAACAUAAGGAACACAAACAUAAAGACAAGGACAAGAAUAGAGAAGAAAAGAAACACAAGCACAAACACAGAGACAAAGAUAAGGAUCGCCACAAGAGGGAAAAAGCUGAGGGUUCAGCUCCAAUUAAGAUCACUAUACCUAAGGAUAAGAUAAACUUGAGCUCUCCAUUGGAGCCGGUGGCAGGAACAGGACUGAAACUUAAGCUUAAGAAUUAUAUGUUCAAAAGUACCAUCUCCACGGACAGCAGUCCACAGCCAGCUCUGGGCAAAAAUAUCAAAAUCAAGAUUGGUGAUGAGGUGAUCAGCAACUUCAGCAACAGCAAUAUGGGUCCACCAGCUUUGAGUACUGAGGCACCGUCAUCCUCCAGGAAAAGGGAUUACAGCAGUCCUCGAUCCUCUGAGUUGGUAUCUCCCCCAGGACCUCCUGCCAAGUCAUCACGACUCAACACUUCAUCCGGAGACCAGCGUCGGAGCGGCAACAACUGCAGUAAUUACGGGAAACAAAAUGGUGUUGAACAUCACCGCAGAGGCUCACACUACUCAUUUGGUAACAAGGUACGUGGUGGCGGCAGAGGAAUUUCCAGAGGAAAUUGUUACAUGACACCAACUCUUCCCAUGCAGCAGCCCCAGCCUUACCAGCCAUAUCCUCACUACUACCAAGCCUAUCCACCUCCUCCAGGAAUUGUUCCACAGUCAUACAUGUAUGGCUACUAUCCUCCAGCUUCAUAUAUGUACCAGCCUCCUUUACCUACUGGUCCUGCACCUGAUGUAGCACACCCUCUGGAACCUCCUCCCCUCCCUGAAGGACCCCCUCCAGAUAAUCCACCUCCCCCACCCCCACCAGAGUAGUCUGCAGGGGGUCACUGGUUUACUGUGCCUUUGAUAAUAGUUGCUGGUGGUUAUUAAUAUCUUGUGGAUUUUUAUUUUUUGAUGUUCUUGGGGGACUGCGACAACCUUUUAUGGUUCAACAGUUUGAAAGCAGGAAAUAUACAAAGCAUUUAUUUUCCCUAUGUUCAGUUUUUGAAUACAAAUAAUAAACUAAAAUUAACUAAUUUGUAGGUAUGAUUUUCUAGAAUUUAUUUUUAUUUUGUUCUUGUUAAGAAUGAGAAAUAUUGUUAUUGUUAGUAUUAAUAUAUAUAUAUAUGUGAGUGUGUGUGUGCAUACGUAUAUGAGUGCAUGUUGGUUUGUGUGUGUGUGUGUGGAGAGCAAGUCCACUUUAGUUUAGAACUGGGGCAGUUUUAUUUUAAGGUUGUGUUGUACAAAAUUUGGAAGGAGAAGAGUUUCCUUGUCAGCUUUGCUUAAUGCUAGUUUAACAGGGUAUUGCAUGCUCACUAUGCAUGAUCUGUCUGUAUGUGUUUAUGUAUGUGUGUUAUUGAAUAAAUUAUUCAUUAGUUGUCACUUGGAGUUCUUUGUUAAUGUAGAGACAUUGCUGCAUGGGGAAGGCAUGCUCCAGAAUAUCAAACCUCAAAUAGUUUGCCUAGAAAUGUCACAGGAUUAUGAUUAUAUUUAAUCCCUUUAAUUUUCCUGAAUAUACAAAAUCUUUAAUAUAAAUUAUCAUUUACAUUCAGAUCCAGCUUUCGUAUGUGGGUGUGGUUGGGAAAUUCAUGCAUAUGUAACAUUUCAGAAGGAACAUAAAUUGUCUCUCUAGUAGAGUGCCCUGGUAUAUUUUCAGUGUGCAUACAUAUCACCAUUUUUUCAACGGGAUAAUUCCACUUCCCACGUUGCUUUCUUUUUUCCCUGAUAAUUUAAAUCUGUUCAGUCAUUUGUCUUUUGUAGUACAGUGUAAAUUCAAGUUCAUGCACAACCUGUAAUAAAAAUGGUACUCUCAGUAGAAUAUGUACUGACUCUGAUCUGAUGGUGUUCUUGCAUAUCUGCAGUUACUUGAUGCAGUCAGCAUGCUUAUGGCAUGGCAGUAUGUAGAGAAAUCAAUGCAGUGGAUUCUCUGUUGAAGUGAAGCUGUUGUAGCUUGUAGAGUAUGAUAGCCUUCUGACUCAUCAGAUAUAUUUCCAUUAUCUACAGUUCUCAGGGACAGUUCCUCCAUUUUUAACAUAAUUGUCAUUUUAAAAUGGAUUCUGCUGUCUUUAUUAUGUAAGGUCCAAAUAUUUUUUUUAAAGAAUGAAUGCUUUUAUAUGCAAAAUGUACCAGCUAGUCAUGUACAUAUUUUGAAAUAUGUCGGGUGGCAGUUCUGUAUUAAUAUUUCAAGUUUUUGUUUGACAAUAUGUAUAAAACAGUUUGGUCAUCACCCCAUUCCACUCUUUCAAACUGAGGUAAUGGAUGUAGUCAGAUUCUGUGCCAUGAAGACAUGUGGAGGUAUUAAGGUACAGAUCUAUACUUUCUUAAACUCGGUAUUAGACACAAUGAGCUUGUAAGUUGAAGUUGGCUUCUAAUGUGGAAAUAAAGUUCAGGAAGGUAAUUGAAUGGAAUUAAAAUAAUGCAGAUUUCUCAAAAAUGGAUGUUUUGUCAGUAUACAAACUUACGUGUUAACACAAUAACUGAAACUUUUGCAUAAUAAACAUGAAAACCAGAAAAUUGUUUUGUACCUAUUUAAUAAAAAGUAACUUCUACAAAGUCACCAUCUUGGUUAAUGCUCUGUUUCCACUGGAUCAGCAUCAUUUUUGAUGCGUUUCAAGCCACAUGCCCAACUUGUUUCACCUCUUUAUCUAUUGUGGAAUGCAGUCCUUGUGACACUCCUCUAGGGGCCCAGACAUAAGAGAAAUUACUUGGCGAAAGAUCAGAUAAAUGAGAACAUGGUAUGAUUAUAAUCCAAACACAUAAUAUAUUUGAAUUUGUAUCAUGACAGUAGUAGGGAACAAAUGUGUGUUCUCUUUCUUAUAUCUGGCAUUUUCAUGCUGCCAUCUUGCACGCACUUUGUGGUUGCCCAUUUCACCAUGGAUGGUGUGUUAAGCGGAACCAGAGCUCUAAUUUCCAUAACAAACUCUUUCAGUUUAAUGCAGUUUUAGUCGUCUGUACCUCUAUGCAUUAAUGCACUUGGAAUACACUGAAGUGCUAAUUUGACUAGAACUCAAUGCAUCAUCUGCACACUGUAUGCUACCUUUCAUAUUAUGAAUCCACACACACACACACACACAGAUAUAUAUAUAUAUAUAUAAUAUACACACACAAGACUAUGGUGAUGAAUCUCAAUAGGUUUAAUAACUUCUGCAUUCAAAAACUGAAUUACACUUCAUUGCUGAAGUUUGAUGCACGUUGGUAAUUUUCUUCCAUUAACAGCUGAUUUAUUGUAUGGUGUUGCCGUAUGUAGUCAGUGCUACUAUUAAUAGUUAAGUUAUUAUUAAACAGUAUGGGUAAAAGGUAAUUUUCAAGUUUGCAAACCUUCAAAUAAGACUAUAUUUGUGAAAUUCUUAACACUGACAUGGAUGAAUCCAAAUAUCUUUCAUAUAUCAUAAUUGAACUUCACUAAAGGAAAUUUCUGUACCCCAUUUCAUGGAAGAGCUUCAUUCUUAACUUAUGGGAGUCUAGUUGUAGAGCAUAGCAUGACUGUACAGGCAUUACAGGAAAUAUAUAUAUAUCACCCACUAACCAUGUCCUCUGGAUUAUGCAUAUUUUGAAAAUCCCAUUGGUGCUGUAUUUUCUUAAGUGAAGCAAAACCAAUUUGUAUGACCUUUUUUGGAUGUGUUUUGGUUUCUGCUGCUUGCAGGUGGUGCAGAAAUUGGCUGACACUCAUAAUUCCUAUCAGAGCAAAGGGAAAUCUUCCACCAGUUCAGGAAGCCAACCUUAAAGAAAUAAAUAGCAUUCACUUGUGUGGGGGCCGCAUAGAGAUGAAGUGCAACCAACCAGAUAACCCCACCCAGACCCUUAUCCUAAUACAUGGUGAUGGUAUUCACCCACCUGCUCUUUGUUGAAGUUAUCAAAAAUUAUACCUGUAUCAUAAAAUUUUGACUGUGAACAGUGCUGUGUGGUGGUUUGGUAUGGUUUUGGUGGUGCAGUCGUGGUUGGUAUCAUUUUCAUUCUGUUUUACACCCCAGCUUCCUUCUCCACCUUCACGCCUGGGAGCUUUGCGCUACUGGUGCUGACUGUGUUGGCUGUCAAGGAAACACAAUCUGUUGCAAUUUUGUGUUUGAAUAUGUGUGGGAAGAAAGACUAAGAGACAGUUUUUUAGUUUUUUAAUGGAAAUGUGCAUAUUGCUAUACAGGACUGAACAUAAUAGUGCCCAGUGUUUACAACGACAAAUUGUUCUGUAAAGUAAUUGUUGUUAUAAAUUAAUUAAUUUGAAAACGAACUUGCUUUUAUUAUCCCCAUGACUAGAACACUGAUCAUAUGCUUCACUGUGGCUGAAGCAAAUGCCCUGUUUAUAAAUAAACUGCCCCAGUUUACUGGCAGUAGGCAGUUUCAUGUCGGGACAUGAGUGUUCUGACUUAUUGUGUGUAUAUUUUUAUUUACCCCAACAGAAUUGCAUUUGCAACUGGCUGAGGAAUAAUGUGUACCCAUAAUUUAGUGAAAUUAUGAUCACCAGGAGAAGAAACUAAGUAAUAAUAACAGCUGAAGUGGGAGUUGUUUUAAGAGACUAGUCUUUCAACAGUGUAUCACUUAAGCUUGUUCUCAUGCUAAUUUUAGUUCCUGUAAUUUAAUAUCUUUAUGAAGGACAGUAGUAAGUAUAAAAUUUGUUUUCUAUUGCAAGAAAUCACACAAUCAAAUUGUUCAAGUUCUGGAAUUUUUUUCACGGUAGUUACUGGUUUGAGCUUCAAAUUUGUAGGUGCUUUUCUUCGUCUCUUUAAUGUAUGUGGGGCUGGUAUGUACACUUGGAAGAUUUAAAUGUGUGAUUUCAGAUUUAAAGAGUAGGAUGGAAACUGAAUCUGUGAUGUAUCCAAUCAAGAGAAUAUUUUUGUUUUGGACUGGAAUAUUGCCUGCCACUAGUAAUGUAUUCUGGUGAGAGUUUUGUUUGUGUUCUCACAAUAUACCACAGGGAUGUAUAUUAAUGCAAUAAUGCAUGUACUAUAAUGAGGUUAAUCUAUAUUAUACAAUGAAAUGACUGAUAUUAUUAAGUUGGAAUACUGUGUGCUUUAUCAUUUUCUUCUUUUUCAGUUGAAGCUGGUAAUUUGCUUCAUUCAUACUGUUUGAGAUAAAGAAACCAGUGUGUUAUAUCAACUAGUGGGUGUGAUUGCUUGACUGAGCUGUCAGGAUUAGCCCGUACUAUUGUCUGAGGUUCAGCAUACUUUUGUUGUCACAAGUUGAACAUUCUUUUUCCAUCAUAACUAAGUAGUCACUGUCCAGAUAUAAGAAAAUGAAGCAACACAUGUUUUGCCUUGAGUACCUAUGCAAUUUUCAAGAUGGGGCGGGGGGAAUAAAAACUAAAAAAAUUAGAAAAAUGGGUAGUGUAGAUUUUCAUUCAUUAAAUUUGUUUUUCUUUCUGCAUUUUUUACAACAUAACACGUUUUUGUAAUGAUUGUGUCCUGAGGCUCAAUGGAACAUGUAUAUAAAUAUUAUAUAUAAUCUAUAUAUAUAUCAGUUACAUGAUGUAAGCUGAUGCCUUUGUAAAUGUUACACAUUAUAAAACCUCUCCUUAAAUUAGUUUCAUUUGUAGGGCAAAUACCCUUUCAUCUUGCCCACAGUGUUACAGUGAUGGAAAUAAACAGUGAAACAGUUCA